AUGACUCUCAGUGUUAAAGACUUACAAAACUGGCAACAAGAAUUCGAUCAAGAUGUCCAAUAUCAAUUGGCUUCUUCAACUUUACAACAAUACAAUGUUGAUGACCUUUUAAUUAGCUCAAAGACUAAACUUCCAAAUGUUUUCACCCAUGUUAUUGAAGCUGAAGGUGCCCCAGUGACAAACCAGAAGGCAAGUGGUAGAUGUUGGUUAUUUGCUUCAACCAAUAUUUUGAGAAUUUUGGCUGCUAAGAAUUUAAAUUUGAAAGAGUUUCAACUGUCUCAAAAUUACUUGUUCUUUUAUGACAAAUUGGAGAAAUCAAACUAUUUUUUGGAUAAAAUUUUGGAGACAGCUGGUGAAGAUGUCAAUUCAAGAUUAAUCCAAGAAUUAUUAUCAGCUCCAGUUAAUGAUGGUGGUCAAUUCACCAUGUUUUUAAACUUGAUUGAAAAAUAUGGUGUCAUUCCACAAGAUCAAUAUCCAGAUGUUUAUUCUUCAACUGCUUCAAGAAAAUUGAAUGAAUUGAUCACCACUAAGCUUAGAGAAUUUGCUGAAAUUUUGAGAAAUUUAGUUAAAGAUAAAGCUUCAGAAGCUGAAAUUGAAAAAGUUAAAAAUGAUCAAGUUAAAGAAAUUUACAAAUACUUAACCAUUUUCCUCGGUGUCCCACCUCAACCAACUGAACAAUUCACUUUUGAAUACUAUGACAAGGAUAAAAAAUACCAAAAAUUAACUUCAACCCCAUUAGAUUUCUUGAAAGAGUAUGUUAAGUUUGAUUAUUCAAAACCAAUUUCUUUAAUCAAUGAUCCAAGAAACCCAUACAACUCAAAAGUUAAAAUUGAGCAUUUGAACAAUGUUUCAAAAGGUAGAGAAGUUGAAUACUUAAAUUUGGACAACGAUACUCUUUCAUCAUUGAUUGUUAAAAGAAUUAAAGCCAACAAACCAGUUUUCUUUGGUUCUCAUACUCCAAAAUACAUGAAUAAAAAGAAAGGUAUCAUGGAUGUUGACUUGUUUGAUUAUAAAUUGAUUGGUUUCGAAAAUGGUCAAUCAAAAGCUUCAAGAGUCUUGUAUCAUGAAUCAUUAAUGACACAUGCUAUGUUGAUCACUGGUGUUUCAGUUGAUGACAAUGGUAAACCAGUUCGUUACAGGGUGGAAAACUCAUGGGGUAAAGAUAGUGGUAUUGAUGGUUACUACAUCAUGACUCAAGACUAUUUUGAACAAUAUUGUUACCAAAUUGUCGUUGAUAUUGAUGAAAUUGAAGAACACAAGGCAUUAUUGGAUAAAGAACCAAUUGUCUUGCCAUUAUGGGAUCCAAUGGGAGCCUUAGCUGUCUGUGGUAGAGAAACUUCAGCAUGA
Molecule: messenger RNA, 1347 nt
Organism: Hansenula anomala
Lineage: Eukaryota; Fungi; Ascomycota; Saccharomycetes; Phaffomycetales; Wickerhamomycetaceae
Gene: LAP3
Product: bleomycin hydrolase
Exons: 1
Coding region: 1-1347 (448 amino acids)
Biological process (GO): proteolysis; L-homocysteine catabolic process; response to toxic substance
Cellular component (GO): cytoplasm
Molecular function (GO): cysteine-type aminopeptidase activity
Source: RefSeq, a predicted model, not a curated record